Messenger RNA from Poecile atricapillus (Black-capped chickadee), 839 nucleotides. Its product is annotated as basic proline-rich protein-like. The transcript has 2 exons. Lineage: Eukaryota; Metazoa; Chordata; Aves; Passeriformes; Paridae. The record is from RefSeq and is a predicted model, not a curated record. The coding region runs from base 8 to 781 and encodes 257 amino acids.
UGCCGGGAUGGCGGGGGCGGGAUGGCGGAGGUGCCGGGAUGAUGAUGGGAGAGAGCAGGAUCACGGAGAUACCGGGAUGGCGGAGGUGCCGGGAUGGCGGAGGUGCCGGGAUGACGGAGGUGGGAUGGCGGAGGUGUGGGAUGGAGAGCGCAGGAUCACGGAGCUACCGGGAUCGCAGAGUCACCCCCGCCGCUACCGGCGCCAUCCAUCCCGCUCCCCCGGGAGCGCUCCCGGAGCCGAGGUGCUGCAUCCCCGGCAGCCGCUCUCAGGCCCGGAGCCUCCCGAGCGCUCUCGUCCCCCAGGGCUUCGCUCUGGCUGCUCCUCCCGGCUGCGGCGGCACCGGCGGGCGCUCCCACCGGCGAGUUCCCGGUGCCGGGCCGGCCGUGGCCGCGGGGGCCCCGUGGGGAUCGCGUCCCUGGCGACACCGCCCUGCACGGCUCGGCACGGACCCCGCUUCCCCGGGGCUGUCCCGAGGGGUUCCGCCACCUCCGGGCGCCCUGUGGUUCUGCCGUGCGCUGCCGGUGCUGCGGUCCCGGUGCCCGGUGUCCCCGGCGCCGUCUCUCUGCCGCAGGAGUCGGGGUCGGCGGUGCCGGGGGUCCCUGAAGCCAGAGGGAGGGCAGUGACGAUACCGGGGGUCCCUGGUGCUCCGGUACCGGGGGUCCCUGAAGCGAGAGGGAGGGCAGUGACGAUACCGGGGGUCCCUGGUGCUCCGGUACCGGGGGUCCCUGAAGCGAGAGGGAGGGCAGUGACGAUACCAGGGGUCCCUAGCGGGGGUCCCUGAAGCCAGAGGGAGGGCAGUGACGAUACCGGGGGUCCCUAGCGGGGGUCCCUAGCGUUGG